AUGGAGGUGUUGGUGCUGGUGGUGGUUGUCCUUCAGCUUCCACCAUACCACUUCACGAUUAUACCUCCACCAGCAUCUGAACGAGCCCUCGCCAGUUAUCUCUACUCCACCAUCAAGCUCUUGCUCCGCCUAUGGAGAAACAACGGCUUUGACAACCGCGAUGGCGGAGAAGUUGUAUUCGUGUCUGACAAGACUGGUGGCAGUAGUAGCUAUCCUCCAACCCAUCUCUCCUCUCCGCCACCGUCGCUGACCUACGCGCCGCCUGUAAGAGUUCAAGAGGUUUCGAUGAUUUGCUUCCUGGCUUUGGAAGCGGCGGUUAUCCAUCUAGUAGCAGGUCAAGCUGUGGAAAGGGCAACAAGGGAAGCCCGUGAAAGAGAAACAUAUGAAGCACGUGACAGAGAAGCUGCUGAAGCUCGUUUGAAGUCUGAAAGGCCUGUUGUUCAAAGAGCACAAGUUGAGGCACGUGAGCGGGCAGCUGUUGAUGCAAAUGGAAGGGCAGAACGGGCAGCGGGGGCACGUCAACGAUAUGGGGUCAUUCCUUUGUCUCCAAACAGUGGGUUGAAUGAGUGGUUCCCUAAUUGUGACACCCUCCACAAACUGAUCCGAGAGUACAAUGCUGCAAAAAGAAGAAAUUAA
This is a messenger RNA of Lactuca saligna, 636 nucleotides long. Lineage: Eukaryota; Viridiplantae; Streptophyta; Magnoliopsida; Asterales; Asteraceae. The record is from the annotation of a GenBank genome assembly.